UUCCUGCUUUCGGUGGCAUUAACGGCCAACCAUAUCCUGCUCCCUUGCUUCCUCUGCUUCAAGCUUUGGCUAUGGCUUCUCUCUUCCCAAACACCACAAUUCCCAACCCAAACGUCUCUCUCCCCAAACACUCUCUUCCCACAGAACCCCACAAAAUCUCACAAACCCAAUUCACAAAACCCCCAGAAAAUGCGAAAAGCAAUCAAAUUCUGUACCAAUCGUACUUUAGUCGCAUGUCAUCUCUCUGCAAGCAAGGCCAAAUUCAACAGGCUGUGGACUUGGUCACCGAAAUGGAGCUCAAAAACCUCCGCAUCGGGCCUGAAGUCUACGGCGAGCUCCUCCAGGGGUGCGUCUACGAGCGAGCUCUUCAAACGGGUAGGCAAAUUCACGCUCAGAUUGUCAAGAAAGGUGCCAUCUUUGCGAUGAAUGAGUACAUUGAAACCAAGUUAGUGAUUUUCUACGCGAAAUGCGAUAAUCCGGAGGCUUCAAAUAGUUUGUUUAGGAGGGUGAGGUUCAAAAAUGUGUUUUCUUGGGCUGCUGUUAUUGGGUUGAAUUGCAGGAAGGGUUUUCAUCAAGAGGCUUUGCUAGGGUUUAGGGAAAUGCAGGAAAAUGGGUUGCUGCCGGACAAUUUUGUGCUUCCGAAUGUGUUGAAGGCUUGUGGUGGUUUGGAGUGGAUUCGGAUUGGGAAAGUGGUUCAUGGGUUGGUGGUGAAGUUGGGUUGUGGUGGGUGUGUGUUUGUUGCUAGUAGUCUUGUGGAUAUGUAUGGAAAAUGUGGGGAGGUGGAGGAUGCAAGAAAGGUGUUUGAUGGUAUGCCCGAAAGAAAUGCAGUCGCUUGGAAUUCGAUGAUUGUGGGUUAUGUACAAAACGGUUUGAAUGAGGAAGCUAUUGAGGUGUUUUAUGAGAUGAGGGAGGAAGGAGUUGAGCCCACUCAAGUUACUAUAUCGAGCUUUCUUUCUGCUUCGGCUAAUUUAGGCGCAUUACAAGACGGUAAGCAAGGUCAUGCAAUUGCCGUGAUAUGUGGAAUAGAAAUGACGACCAAUUUGGGGAGUUCUCUUAUAAACUUUUAUUCCAAGGUUGGUUUGAUUGAGGAUGCUGAAUCGGUUUUUAGUAGGAUGCUUGAGAAAGAUGUGGUCACAUGGAAUUUGCUCAUAUCUGGAUAUGUGCAAAUUGGGGAAGUUGACAAAGCACUGAAUAUGUGCCGUUUAAUGAGACUGGAAAACUUGAGGUUUGACUCUGUAUGUCUUGCAACCUUAAUGUCUGCUUUUGCAGAUACGCGUAAUUUGAAGUUGGGUAAGGAAGGACAUUGCUAUUGUGUAAGGAACAACCUUGAAUCCGACGUGGUUGUUGUGAGUAGCAUUGUAGACAUGUAUGCCAAAUGUGAGAAAAUCGGUUGUGCAAGACGAGUUUUCAACUCUUCGAUAAUGAAAGAUCUUAUUCUGUGGAACACAAUGCUGGCUGCUUUUGCAGAAUUGGGUCACAGUGGUGAGGGCUUAAAUUUGUUCUAUCAGAUGCAGCUAGAAAGCGUGCCGCCAAAUGUGAUAUCAUGGAACUCUCUGAUUUUAGGGUUUCUGAAUAGUGGCCAGGUUAAUGAGGCUAAAGAUAUGUUUUUGCAAAUGCAGUCCCUUGGAGUCCAACCUAACCUGGUCACUUGGACUACCCUGAUCUCGGGCCUGGCUAGGAGUGGUUUUGGCUACGAAGCGAUUCUAACAUUCCAGCGGAUGCAAGAAGCUGGAGUUAAACCGAAUGUUGUGAGCAUUAUUGGUGUACUCUUGGCUUGCAUAAACUUGGCAUCAUUACAGAUUGGAAGAGCCUUACAUGGAUAUUUGAUACGGCAUUCACUCUACUUGUCAAUUCCAAUCGCGACCUCUUUGGUAAAUAUGUACGCUAAAUGUGGCAAUAGAGAUCAAGCGAAGAGGGUGUUUGAUAUGAUUCCUGACAAGGAGUUACCAAUCUACAAUGCAAUGAUUUCCGGUUUUGCAUUACACGGUCAAGCUGUGGAAGCUCUUGCACUAUAUCGGUGCUUAAAAGAAGAAGGUUUGAAACCUGACAACAUAACCUUUACCAAUGCGUUAUACGCAUGUAGCCAUGCCAUGAUGGUUAGUGAAGGGUUGGAGCUUUUUGUUGAUAUGGUGUCCAAUCACAAUAUAAAUCCGAGUAUAGAGCAUUAUGGCUGUAUGGUUAGCCUUCUUUCGCGGUGUGGAGAUCUGGAUGAAGCUUUUAGGCUCAUUAGCACGAUGCCUUACAAGCCUGAUGUGCAGAUAUUGGGAUCAUUACUUGCUGCUUGUAGGGAACACAAUAAGAUCGAACUUGAAGAGUAUCUAUCCAAUCAAAUACUGAAAUUACAGCCAGACAAUUCCGGAAACUAUGUAGCAAUGUCAAAUGCAUAUGCAGCUGUAGGAAGAUGGGAUGAGGUUAAAAAGGUGAGGCAGUUAAUGAAAGAAAGGGGCUUGCGAAAAAUUCCCGGAUGCAGCUGGAUUCAAGUCGGAGAAGAACUUAAUGUGUUUGUUGCUGGUGACAAGUCACACCCUGAAACUGAAGAAAUCUAUACGACAUUGGCAUUGUUGCGAAUGGAAAUGUCUUUUCGCUGAUGUCUUCCUUCAAACUAUACUCGUCCUUUCGAAUGCUGCUGCUUUCCCUCGGAAAACCAGAAAGAUAAUUUUACAACAGGUCAUUAUCUA
Pyrus x bretschneideri (Chinese white pear) is the source of this 2678-nucleotide messenger RNA. Its product is annotated as pentatricopeptide repeat-containing protein At5g55740, chloroplastic. Bases 72 to 2588 code for a protein of 838 amino acids. The record is from RefSeq and is a predicted model, not a curated record. NCBI's taxonomy places the organism in Eukaryota, Viridiplantae, Streptophyta, Magnoliopsida, Rosales, Rosaceae. Gene Ontology annotation, molecular function: protein binding; RNA binding. The transcript has 2 exons. Gene Ontology annotation, biological process: RNA modification.